Rasamsonia emersonii CBS 393.64 is the source of this 1104-nucleotide messenger RNA. RefSeq names its product [Acyl-carrier-protein] S-malonyltransferase. The record is from RefSeq and is a predicted model, not a curated record. Lineage: Eukaryota; Fungi; Ascomycota; Eurotiomycetes; Eurotiales; Trichocomaceae. Gene Ontology annotation, biological process: fatty acid biosynthetic process. Gene Ontology annotation, molecular function: [acyl-carrier-protein] S-malonyltransferase activity. The transcript has 2 exons. The coding region runs from base 1 to 1104 and encodes 367 amino acids. Gene Ontology annotation, cellular component: mitochondrion.
AUGCUGCCCUCACUUGUCCAGCUGAGACGGCUCCUUGCAACCGAAAGGGCUGGACACGGUGUACAUCGUGUGGGUAUGGCUACCCCAUGGAUCGAGAAUUUCCCUAGAACCGCUCGACCGUUUAUGGACGAAGUGGACUGUAUCUUAGGGUUCCCUCUGUCUCGUGUCAUAUCAGAUGGUCCGAACUCAAAGUUGAAUGAGACAGAGAAUUCUCAGCCCGCAAUUAUGGCAACGUCGAUCUUGAUUCUUCACGUGCUGGAAAAAGAAUUCGGUUUCGAUACGAAGCGACGUGUCGAUGUCACCCUUGGACACAGUUUAGGUGAAUAUUCUGCUCUGGUCGCAGCUGGCUAUCUUGAAUUUGCUUCGGCACUCAGAAUGGUUAGACGUCGGGCAGAGAUUAUGGCUGAAUGCAGCCGUGAUGCUUGCCGGAGUUCUGGGGAUAGCUACGGGAUGAUAGCACUGAUUUGCGAGCCUGACCACCUCAAUGGUUUAAUCUCAACCAUACAGGAAUUCUUAGGACCAGGCUCAACGGGCUCCAAGGACGAUUCAAGUUAUGAAGUGUCUCCAAUCCAGCAAGUUCUCAUUGCAAAUAUCAACUCUAAGAACCAAAUAGUACUAAGCGGCAGUAUUGAGAGAAUCAAAACGCUCCUGGUACAACUCCGACAAUUUGGUGGCCAUGAUCCACGUGCAGUGAGGCUGAAGAGCGACAGUCCGUUUCAUAGCCCCAUCAUGGCACCUGCAGCACGUUAUAUGAGAGACGCACUUGAACAUGUCGCAAUUACUUUUCCGGCAGCGAUGCCAUGCAUAUCUAAUGUGUCUGCCCUCCCCUUUAAGUCAAAGGAUGAUCUUAAAGAUUUGCUGUCAAGGCAAUGUGUUGAGACUGUGAGGUGGUGGGAUAGCAUCAAGUAUCUGGAUCAAGAGCAAGGGGUGAAGCGUUGGGUUGGGAUUGGUCCAGGCAAAGUCGGCAGAAACCUGGUUGGCAAGGAGGUAGGUAGAAUCACAGCCAAGGGUGGAGGCGUUUGGGCAAUCUGCGAUCCGAGAGAAGUUGAAGAUAUCAUGCGAGCGCUGGAACAGACUGAGGUUGAAAGCAUGGAAUAUCAAUAA